Messenger RNA from Lynx canadensis (Canada lynx), 978 nucleotides. RefSeq names its product olfactory receptor 52W1. The transcript has a single exon. The record is from RefSeq and is a predicted model, not a curated record. Gene Ontology annotation, cellular component: membrane. Gene Ontology annotation, biological process: G protein-coupled receptor signaling pathway. Bases 16 to 978 code for a protein of 320 amino acids. Lineage: Eukaryota; Metazoa; Chordata; Mammalia; Carnivora; Felidae. Gene Ontology annotation, molecular function: olfactory receptor activity.
UGCCCCCUCCACAGGAUGGCAGAAGGUCCACAUUCCAACUCCACCUUCCCACGCCCAACCUUCUUCAUACUGACUGGCAUUCCAGGGCUAGGGCCUGCCCAGGCUUGGCUGACACUGGUCUUCGGGCCCAUGUAUCUGUUGGCCCUGCUGGGCAAUGGAGCACUGCUGACAUUGGUGCAGAUAGAUUCCACACUGCAACAGCCCGUGUUUCUACUCCUGGCCGCACUGGCAGCCACAGACCUGGGCUUAGCUACAUCUAUAGCCCCAGGGUUGCUUGCUGUGCUGUGGCUUGGGCCCCGGCCUGUGCCAUACAGUGCCUGCCUGGUCCAGAUGUUCUUUGUUCAUGCACUGACUGCUGUAGAAUCUGGUGUACUGCUGGCCAUGGCCUGUGAUCGUGCCGUGGCAGUAGGGCGUCCACUGCACUACCCUCUCCUAGUCACCAAAGCCCGUGUAGGCUAUGCAGUCCUGGCACUGGCACUGAAAGCUGUGGCUAUUGUUGUGCCUUUCCCUCUGCUGGUGGCGCGAUUUGAGCACUUCCAAGCCAAGACCAUAGACCAUGCCUACUGUGCACACAUGGCGGUGGUAGAACUGGUGGUGGGCAACACACAGGCCAACAAUUUGUAUGGGCUGGCGCUUUCACUGGCUGUGUCUGGUAUAGAUAUCCUGGGCAUCACUGGCUCUUAUGGGCUCAUUGCUCAUGCUGUGCUGCGGCUGCCUACCCAGGAGGCCCGUGCUAAGGCCUUUGGCACAUGUAGUUCCCACAUAUGUGUCAUUCUGGCCUUCUAUGUACCUGGUCUCUUCUCCUACCUCACACAUCGCUUUGGUCGUCACACUGUCCCAAAGCCCGUACACAUCCUUCUCUCUAAUAUCUAUUUGCUGCUGCCACCUGCCCUCAACCCACUCAUCUAUGGGGUCCGCACCAAGCAAAUCAGGGACCGACUCCUGGAAAUCUUCACAUUCAGAAAAAGCCAGUUCUAA